AUGGAGGCCUACCUCGUGCCGCGGACGCCGGUGGAGGCCGUGCGCGCGGACGAGCUGCCGAAGCGGGUCGUCUUCCACGACGGCCGCCUGGUGCAGCGCCCGACCCCGCUCGUGGCCCUGCUCACCGUGCUGUGGUUCCCCGUCGGCCUCCUGCUCUCGCUCGUCCGCGUCGCCGCGGGGGUGCUCGUCCCGAUGCGGUGGCUCCACGUCGCGUUCCACGCGCUGGGCGUGCGCGUCGUCGUGCGGGGGGCGCCACCGCCGCCGCCGGCGGGCGAUGGGGCACACACGGGGGUGCUCUUCGCCUGCUGCCACCGCACACUCCUGGACGCCAUCUUCCUCUCCGUGGCGCUGGGCUGGCCCGUGGCCGCUGUCACCUACUCGCUGUCCCGCCUCUCGGAGUUCCUGUCCCCGAUCCGCACGGUGCGGCUCACCCGCGACCGUGCCGCCGACGCGGCCACCAUCAGGCGCGUGCUCGCCGAGGAGGGGGACCUCGCCAUCUGCCCCGAGGGGACCACGUGCCGGGAGCCGUUCCUGCUGCGGUUCUCGGCGCUCUUCGCCGAGCUCACCGACGACGUCGUGCCGGUGGCGGUGGAGUGCCGGAUGAGCAUGUUCCACGGCACCACGGCGACGGGGUGGAAGGGGAUGGACCCCUUCUACUUGUUCAUGAACCCGAGCCCCGUGUACACGGUCACGUUCCUCGACAGGCUGCCGCCCGAGCUCACCUGCGGCGGCGGGGGCAAGUCCAGCCACUGGGUAGCCAACUACGUGCAGAAGCUUAUAGCCUCCACGCUGUCGUACGAGUGCACCGGCCUCACCAGGAAGGACAAGUACAGGGAGCUAGCCGACAACGACGGCGUAGUCCCUGUAAACACCGACGAUGGUAGGAAGAAGCGCAUGGCUCGGUAA
Messenger RNA from Miscanthus lutarioriparius, 906 nucleotides. The record is from the annotation of a GenBank genome assembly. NCBI's taxonomy places the organism in Eukaryota, Viridiplantae, Streptophyta, Magnoliopsida, Poales, Poaceae.